Messenger RNA from Fonsecaea erecta, 2361 nucleotides. RefSeq lists its product as hypothetical. Gene Ontology annotation, cellular component: cytoplasm; mitochondrial matrix. The record is from RefSeq and is a predicted model, not a curated record. The coding region runs from base 1 to 2361 and encodes 786 amino acids. Gene Ontology annotation, molecular function: ATP hydrolysis activity; ATP binding. Gene Ontology annotation, biological process: cellular response to heat. The transcript has a single exon. NCBI's taxonomy places the organism in Eukaryota, Fungi, Ascomycota, Eurotiomycetes, Chaetothyriales, Herpotrichiellaceae.
AUGAACACCGCAAGGUCGACGCUCGUUCGACGAGCAGUUCCUUCGCGAGUACUGCCCUCACCUUUGAUCCGUCGAAGAACCGCUCCUUUCCUAGUAUCCGGUACAACUCACCCUGCCAUUCCUCGCUCCGUGCUUCCGGCUGCCACAUUCGUUCGCACGUACGCCAAUGGCCGACCUCAUCCACCUGGCGGAACCCAUCGCAUGAAUAUGGGAGGCGAGCCCGAGAAAUCUGCUUUGGAAGAAUAUGGCGUCGAUCUUACAGCGCGAGCCAAAGAAGGAAAACUAGACCCGGUCAUUGGAAGAGAUGGAGAGAUCCACCGAACGAUACAAAUUCUCUCACGGCGUACGAAGAACAAUCCUGUCUUGAUCGGGGCAGCCGGAACAGGCAAGACUGCCAUUCUCGAAGGUCUUGCACAGAGGAUAGUAAGGGGAGACGUACCCGAAAGCAUCAAGAAUAAGAGAGUGAUCUCCUUGGACCUGGGUCAAUUAAUAGCAGGUGCCAAGUUCAGAGGUGACUUUGAAGAACGGUUGAAGAAAGUUCUAAAGGAGGUACAAGACGCACACGGUGGAGUCAUCCUUUUUGUCGAUGAACUGCACACCCUGCUCGGUCUGGGAAAGGCUGAAGGAUCAAUUGAUGCAAGCAACCUCCUGAAGCCAGCUCUGUCGCGCGGUGAACUGCAAUGUUGCGGUGCCACGACUCUGAACGAGUACCGCCAAAUCGAGAAAGAUGUGGCGCUCGCACGUCGCUUCCAACCAAUCCUCGUGGGCGAGCCUUCGGUCCAAGACACGAUCUCCAUCUUACGUGGUAUCAAGGAUCGCUACGAAGUCCACCACGGCGUUCGCAUUACAGAUGGUGCUCUGGUGGCCGCCGCAACGUACAGUAAUAGAUACAUCACAGAUCGUUUUCUCCCCGACAAAGCCAUAGAUCUUGUUGACGAAGCAGCUUCUGCCCUUCGCCUGCAACAAGAAUCCAAACCCGACGCGAUCCAAAAACUAGACCGCGAGAUCAUGACCAUUCAAAUCGAGCUCGAGUCGUUGCGCAAAGAAACCGACAUUGCCUCCAAGGAACGUCGACAAAAGUUGGAGGAGACGCUCGCAGACAAGAAGAAAGAAGUGGCUCGUCUGACCGAGAUUUGGGACCGCGAGAAAGCGGAAAUCGAAGCCAUCAAGCGAACCAAAGAAGACUUGGAAAAGGCCCGACAGGAAUUGGAGCAAGCCAGACGCGAAGGAAACUUUGCUCGUGCAGGUGAACUUCAAUACGCGACUAUUCCAAAACUCGAAUCUCAGCUCCCCAGAGAAGGCGAAGAAGUCACCUCGGCGACCAAGGAUGGAGAAACCCUGAUUCAUGACUCGGUGACUGCUGAUGACAUUGCCAACGUUGUCAGCCGGACGACGGGAAUCCCAGUCAACAAACUUAUGGCCGGAGAAGUCGAAAAGCUUGUGAAGAUGGAAGACAAAUUGCGCGAACAUGUCCGUGGCCAAGACGAAGCUCUUACAGCGGUGGCCAACGCGGUCCGCAUGCAACGAGCAGGUCUCAACGGGGAAAACCGUCCGCUCGGAAGUUUCAUGUUCCUUGGACCUACCGGUGUGGGAAAGACAGAACUUUGCAAGCAGAUUGCCAACUUCCUCUUCAGCACGGAAUCCGCGGUGGUACGGUUCGACAUGUCGGAAUUCCAGGAAAAGCACACCGUCUCGCGACUCAUUGGCGCCACCGCAGGCUAUGUGGGGUACGAGGACGCAGGACAGCUGACGGAAGCUGUGCGACGCAAACCGUAUGCCGUCCUCCUGUUCGACGAGUUUGAGAAAGCCCACCGUGACAUUUCAAGCUUGCUGCUGCAGGUACUGGAUGAAGGAUUUCUUACCGACAGCCAAGGCCACAAAGUCGACUUCCGAAACACUUUGAUUGUCCUGACCAGCAAUCUUGGUGCCGAAAUCCUGAUGGGCAGCGGCGCAGAUGUGGAAGCGGUGACCCCCGAACAAAAGAAGGGUGUGAUGGAAGUUGUGCAAGCUUCAUAUCCGCCUGAGUUCCUCAAUCGGAUUGACGAAUUCAUCAUCUUCAACAAGCUGUCGAAAUCUGCCUUGCGAGACAUUGUGGACAUCCGGAUCCGCGAGCUUCAAGGGCGCCUUGAUGAUCGUCGGAUCGCUCUCGAUAUUUCGUCCGAAGUUAAGGAUUGGUUAUGCGAGAAGGGCUACGAUCCUCGGUACGGCGCCAGACCACUCAAUCGCCUCAUACAGCACGAGAUUGGACGAAGGCUGGCAGACAGGAUCAUCAGAGGUGAACUGAAGACCGGAGAUACCGUGAAGGUCAUCCUGGGCAAAGACAGGGAGACCCUGGACUUGGAAGUUCAAGCAAAAGCAUGA